This is a messenger RNA of Arabidopsis lyrata subsp. lyrata, 853 nucleotides long. Its product is annotated as F-box/LRR-repeat/kelch-repeat protein At1g09650-like. The transcript has 2 exons. NCBI's taxonomy places the organism in Eukaryota, Viridiplantae, Streptophyta, Magnoliopsida, Brassicales, Brassicaceae. Bases 1 to 528 code for a protein of 175 amino acids. The record is from RefSeq and is a predicted model, not a curated record.
AUGAUGCUAUUUUCCAAGAGUGUCGAUGGUCUUUUCUGUUUAUAUAGUUGUGUGGACAUUAAAAAACCAAUUAUAGUGAUAAAUCCAGACACAUGGUAUAAGAAGCUCCCUUUUGCUAGGAUUCAGCAAAAGCAUUUCUUAGACAACAACAAGGUAGAGUCUCGCCUUGGAUUUGUAAAAGACAAGGUCACAGGAACAUACAAACUAGUCUGGUUACGUACCAAAACAAAGAAGAAAAUAAAAGAGGAAACCUCAUGGACAUGCGAGGUUUUCGAUUUCGGUGCUAAGAAUUGGAGGCGGGUGAUUCCACCUCCUCCUAAUCAUGGAAUAAAGCACGAGCAUGCACCAACUUUUGCAAACGGAUGGCUUUAUUGGCUCAGCCAAGAAAAGACUAACUUGGUUGCUUUUGAUCUUCACAUGGAGAUGUUUCAGAUAGUUCCAAAUCCGGUUGUUGAGAGACAUAUGGAGAUGGUAUGCAACAUGUUUGGACGCUCACUCACCACAACACAGGAGGGACAUUAUCGAUAAUGGACAAUAUGUUCUCCAUUGACUUGAACAAGAUUACUUCCACUUGGUUUGAUUCUCAUUAUUCUUCACUCCUCAAACUUAUGGCACUUUCCAAAAAUACCGGUGACAUGAUCCUCUCAAGACCCCGCAGUUCCAAAACUCUCCCACUAUCUGAACCCCUAAACCCUACUUCCAUUCACAAUUGCAUCUUUCCUUAUUCUCCUCAUCGUCGCAUUGACAGUGCUCUUCUUCCUUAUUUCCCAAGUUUUGUCUCCCCCAUGUGAAUGAACUUCAAGUUUUUAAAGAGGAGAGAAAGAAAAAUAUUUGUUAUGAAAGCCCGCUUAGC